CAUGGAAUUAAACGAAGCUAGCUUAUGCUAAGCGCAGGCGCCAUUGUGGCCACUAGCUUAGGCAGGCCAGGAUGGAACGGUGCUGCUGGAGCAGCUUAAGCCCUAUGACGACUGUUCCGUUUCAAAAUACCGUUACAAAUCUCAGUUGUCACAGUUUUCACCCAUUCCAUGUGAAGCAUCCAAUUCUAGGUUGUUCUAGAUUUAGAAUGAAUUGCAAAGAGCCAGCACAUGACGAUUCUCCUCUCUCCGUUGCUUCGGCUUACUCUGUCCUCGGAGUACGCCCCGAUUGCUCUGCUCUCCAAUUGAAAGCUGCUUUUCGAGCCAAGGUGAAGCAGUUCCACCCCGAUGUGAGCAAAGACGGAACAAAUUCAGAUACUAUGAUUCGCCGUGUAAUCCAGGCAUAUGAGAUGCUAUCCAGCUGCAGCCGGUCAGAGAUAAUAGAAAGGGAAUGCUUAGAUCCAUUUGACAAACCAGAAUGUGAAGCUGUUGAUAUUUUUGUUAACGAGGUUAUUUGUGUUGGGAAAGCAUGUUCAAAUUCAUGUGUGAACAGAGCGCCUCAUGCUUUCACAUAUGUCUCUUCAACUGGAACAGCACGUGCAGCUUCUCAAGGUCAUGGUGAAGAUUACCAAGUUCAACUUGCUGUUGGUCAAUGCCCAAGAAGUUGCAUUCAUUAUGUUACUCCCUCGCAGAGAAUUAUCUUAGAGGAGCUACUUGACAGCAUACUGAAUGAACCCUAUGAUACGUCAACUGAGGCAGACCUUCUCUACUCACUUAUAACGAAAGCCAAAUAUGAGAAUAACAGAUACCAAAAGCCGAAGAAGGAACCGAAAACUUCAAGCCAGCAUGUUGAUUGGUUUUAACAUUGGAGAAGUGGUGUAUCAAUAAGCCAUCCUAUGAAUAGAAUGACAAGGGCAUGGCAAUUAUUGGCUGCGUUUAAGAGCUUUAUUUCUUUUCUUUUUUUCUUUUUUGAUGAUAAGAGAGAUAGCAAAACUAACUACGGAAUUCUAUUACAAGCCUUAUUAAGCCAAUCCAAAGCAAUAAUCUUAUUCAGCUCUUUA
Prosopis cineraria is the source of this 1058-nucleotide messenger RNA. Its product is annotated as chaperone protein dnaJ C76, chloroplastic. NCBI's taxonomy places the organism in Eukaryota, Viridiplantae, Streptophyta, Magnoliopsida, Fabales, Fabaceae. The record is from RefSeq and is a predicted model, not a curated record. The transcript is spliced from 7 exons. Bases 72 to 860 code for a protein of 262 amino acids.